Apiotrichum porosum is the source of this 279-nucleotide messenger RNA. It is a transcript of the gene RPL37A, whose product is annotated as 60S ribosomal protein L37A. The transcript has 5 exons. The coding region runs from base 1 to 279 and encodes 92 amino acids. Gene Ontology annotation, cellular component: ribosome; cytosolic large ribosomal subunit. NCBI's taxonomy places the organism in Eukaryota, Fungi, Basidiomycota, Tremellomycetes, Trichosporonales, Trichosporonaceae. The record is from RefSeq and is a predicted model, not a curated record. Gene Ontology annotation, biological process: translation. Gene Ontology annotation, molecular function: RNA binding; structural constituent of ribosome.
AUGAGUAAGGGUACCCCCUCGUUCGGUAAGCGUCACUCGAAGUCGCACACCCUCUGCCGCCGUUGCGGUAACCGCUCGUUCCACAAGCAGAAGCACACCUGUGCUCAGUGUGGUUACCCCGCCGCCAAGCUCCGUUCGUUCAACUGGGGCCUCAAGGCCAAGCGCAGGAAGACCACCGGUACCGGCCGCGCCGACCACCUCAAGUCGGUCAACCGCCGCUUCAAGAACGGCUUCCGUGAGGGUGGCGCUGCCCCCAAGAAGGCCUCGGCUUCCGCCUAA